Molecule: messenger RNA, 4270 nt
Organism: Chlorocebus sabaeus (green monkey)
Lineage: Eukaryota; Metazoa; Chordata; Mammalia; Primates; Cercopithecidae
Source: RefSeq, a predicted model, not a curated record
GCCGGGCGCGGUUUCCGGGGAACGCGUUUCCCGCCGCACCGUGGGCCGCCCGGAUCGCGCAGGACGGGGCACCUUCCGGUGGCGGCGCGGAGCCCUGGGCCCGGCUGCGGCCCGGCGGCGGCCCCGGCGCUGUGCGCGCGUUCGCGGCGGCCCGGGAGCGGCAGGGGCCCCGGGCGGCGGCGAGGCCGGAGCGGGGCGGGCCCGGGACACCGGCUCCCGGCGCCCUCGGAGCCGAAGGCGCGCGGCGGACACGGCGGGGCCCUCGCGCGCCUGGAGACGAUGCCAAAGCUGCAGGGCUUCGAGUUCUGGAGCCGCACCCUGCGUGGCGCCCGCCACGUGGUGGCCCCCAUGGUGGACCAGAGCGAGCUGGCCUGGAGGCUGCUGAGCCGGCGCCACGGAGCCCAGCUCUGCUACACGCCCAUGCUGCACGCGCAGGUCUUCGUCCGCGACGCCAACUACCGGAAGGAGAACCUGUACUGCGAGGUGUGCCCCGAGGACCGGCCCCUCAUCGUGCAGUUCUGUGCCAAUGACCCGGAAGUGUUUGUUCAGGCGGCUCUCCUGGCUCAGGAUUACUGUGACGCCAUUGACCUGAACUUGGGCUGCCCACAGAUGAUAGCCAAGAGAGGUCACUAUGGUGCCUUCCUGCAGGAUGAGUGGGACCUGCUCCAAAGAAUGAUUUUGCUGGCCCACGAGAAACUCUCUGUUCCUGUCACGUGCAAAAUCCGUGUCUUCCCGGAGAUUGACAAGACCGUGAGGUACGCCCAGAUGCUGGAGAAGGCCGGUUGCCAGUUGCUGACGGUGCACGGGCGCACCAAGGAGCAGAAAGGGCCCCUGUCAGGUGCGGCAUCCUGGGAGCACAUCAAGGCCGUGCGGAAGGCUGUGGCCAUCCCUGUGUUUGCUAAUGGGAACAUCCAGUGCCUGCAGGAUGUGGAGCGCUGCCUCCGGGACACGGGUGUGCAGGGCGUCAUGAGCGCAGAGGGCAACCUGCACAACCCCGCUCUGUUUGAGGGCCGGAGCCCUGCAGUGUGGGAGCUGGCCGAGGAAUACCUGGACAUCGUGCGAGAGCACCCCUGCCCGCUGUCCUAUGUCCGGGCCCACCUCUUCAAGCUGUGGCACCACACGCUGCAGGUGUACCAGCAGCUGCGAGAGGAGCUGGCCAAGGUGAAGACCCUGGAGGGCAUCGCUGCCGUGAGCCAGGAGCUGAAGCUGCGGUGUCAGGAGGAGAUAUCCAGGCAGGAGGGAGCGAAGCCCACCGGCGACUUGCCCUUCCACUGGAUCUGCCAGCCCUACAUCCGGCCGGGGCCCAGGGAGGGGAGCAAGGAGAAGGCAGGUGCACGCAGCAAGCGGGCCCUGGAGGAGGAGGAGUGUGGCACGGAAGUCCUGUCCAAGAACAAGCAGAAGAAGCAGCUGAGGAACCCCCACAAGACCUUCGACCCCUCUCUGAAGCCAAAAUAUGCAAAGUGUGACCAGUGUGGAAACCCAAAGAGACUUUCCCAGCGGGGCUGCUCCCCUGCUGGCCAGCCUGGCCCCAGGAAUGGUGCUGGCCACAGGCUCCCGAGCUUUCCUGUGCCCAGGGCAACAGAUGUGUGUUCAGCCUGUGCCGCGGCUGCUGCAAGAAACGAGCCUCCAAAGAGACUGCGGACUGCCCAGGUCACGGAUUGCUUUUUAAAACCAAACUGGAGAAGUCUCUGGCCUGGAAAGAGGCCCAGCCUGAGCUGCAGGAGCCUCAGCCGGCAGCACCCGGAACACCAGGUGGCUUCUCUGAAGUCAUGGGCAGUGCCCUGGCCUGAAGGCCCAGAACCCCCACCCCCAGGACUGCUGCUGGAGCUUGGACACGUCCUACUUAAGGAAACGCCUUUUACUCAGGGAAUCUCCUGCUACUUAAUGUGGAAAGACACGCCCAUGCCCCCCUUCGGCCCACUCUGGGGCCUGGAGAUGCUGCAGUGGGGAGCAGGCCCCAGGCUGGACCUGCCCUGUCCUCAGCACGCGUGUGCAAAAGCGAACAAUAAAUCAUUUCAAAGAUGCAAGAGCCCACAGCCUGUGACCACCGCCCCCCCAGACCCACGGAGGCACGAGCCGGGGCAGGUGCGGUUGGGGCUAGUGGGGUCUUCUGAACAACUGGAUACGACUAAAUGAAGGCAGCGCAUGGGCAUCUGUGCAGAGGAAAGUGGCGGCUUAGGUCCCCUCCCCGCCUCCCCUAGGCGCCUCCAUAGGCAAAUGGCCAGAGCCUCCGGGAGCUUCCUGAUGCCGCACAGCCUUGGAAGCACAGCCUGUGGGCCACAGUGGCCGCUGCUGGGGGCUAUUGAGCCCGCAGGCCAGGCUGCCCAUUUGUCUCACCAGGCCCUGCCUCCAAGCCCAGCCCCAGGGAGACAGCCCUCAGGAAUUCCUGCACAGCAGGAAAGAACAGCCAAGGGCAACGCUCAGUCUGCUUUUUAAUGGAUACCGCCCACUUGUCUGCACCUGACAGAGGCGGGAACAGGAGGGGUCUGGGAAGUGGUGCUGCUGCGCCUGGGUGCCGCACAGUCUGCUCCCUGGGGACAGAAACCCACAGGGUCGAGCCCUGCAGGCCUCUCCUUCCAGGAAGGACCACAACUAGCAGCCGCCUGCCUCCCCAGCCCCAGCAAGGGCAUGCAGGCUGGGGGGCACCCAGUGGCCAGGCCUCUUAGCUGGGCUGCAGGCAGCACUGAGCCGCCUGGAGGUCAGGAGGUCCGUGGAGAUGGGGAGGGGAUGCAGAUGUCCUGGAGGCCAAGGUCCACCCCUCACAUGUUGGUGCUCAUCCGAGACUGGCUGUUGGCUGGAGUCAGCUCCCCCUGGCUCCCUUCUCUGGGUGGGGACUGCAGGGGAGACAAGCAGCAGUUCAGCCACCAGGCCCCACACGCUGUGCACCUGCCCACUGACGCCUGCCCACCUUGACGUGGAUCUGGUUGCGGAGCACAGCUGCUCGCAGCAUCAUGGCCUUGGCGCGGCGCUGGAACUCCUUGCCCAUCAGCAGAGACUUCUCAAAAGUGGUGCUGCGCUGAUCCACAUCCCGGGCGUAGAGGAUCUGUGCGGGCACAGGCUCAGCGGGGCCCAGGCUCACCCCCAGCUGCCCCCACCACCCUGCAGCCCACAGCCACCUUGCUGUGCGAGUCUACGCGGGCACUGAUCAGCCCCUCCAGGAUUAGCUGCGUCAGCUCGUCCUCCAGGGCAGCCACUGUGGUGUUGAAGGCCGCCGCCAUCCUAUGCAUGUCGGCUGACACGUAGGGGCUGAAAUACUGCAGAGCGGAGGGAAGUCAGCUCCACAGCCCCCUGUAUGCCCACCUGCCGUGUGCCAGCCUGACCCCCACAUUACCUGGAUGAGGGCACGGUUGCGAAUCUGGGUGUACAGGGUCCUGACGUGGGGAGCCAAAUACAUGUCCAGGAGCAGGUUGUCCUAGGGAAGGGGCUGGUGAGGACCAGGACAGGAGGCCAGGCAGAGCCCCACCUCACCCCCACCCCGGGCAGGACCCCACCUUCAUCUCAUCCAGCAUCUUGAGGCAUGAGGCGUACUUGGACUCGUAGAAUUUGAAGAUGAUGUCUCGGACCUGCGGCUCCAGCUCCAAGAACAACUUGAAGGAGCUGGUGAGGCAGACCCCUCAGAGCUCUGUCCUCUGCCUGCCCCUCCCUCCAAGUGGCCAGUGGGACACCAGUCCCCAGACAAAACACCUGAGAAAAUGGCAGGGCCAGGGGUCCGGGACAUGCAAGGCCAAAGCGGCAGCCGUGGAGAGGGACAGGGACUGCCGGACCAGGGCACCUACCUACUGGAGAUGACAUUGCGCUGCAGCUCCUGCCGGUCAAAGGUAGCCAAGGCACACAGGCCACCGUAGAUGGCCACGUUGCUGGGGGACAGCAGCUGAGGAGCAGAGACCUGGUGUCACAGAAAGUGAAGGGCCAGGCCACCCCUGCCUGCCCAUCACCCACUCAGAGAAUGCCUAAGACCCCGUUUGUGAGAAACCUCACUCUCCUACAAAAGCAGCCCAACCCAUGAACCCGUGCUCUGCCUCCCAAGUCCCCAAGAGGGCUUCUCACCUCAGGGAAGUCGCAGUGAUCAAAGGAAGCCAGCAGGAGGCACUUGGCAGCCUGCUUGUACUUCCUGGCAGCCAGCUCCGCCAAACCUAGUGGAGGGAGCCGGGGGCAGCGGGGAGAGGGGGUGAGACCCAGAGCCUGGGGAAACCGCUAAAGCCUGGAGACCAGGGAGAACACGACCACCAGCCGGCUCGCUGGCCUCUCCUGCCCCAGGAGCUGUUCCUCA